Molecule: messenger RNA, 450 nt
Organism: Parnassius mnemosyne (clouded apollo)
Lineage: Eukaryota; Metazoa; Arthropoda; Insecta; Lepidoptera; Papilionidae
Source: the annotation of a GenBank genome assembly
AUGGAGACGAGUGAUGCUUCAGAAAUUUCAAAUACUCAAGUAAAUGUUACAAUUAACAGACCAAUCAGAAUUUUACAUUUCAGCGAUGGGGUUGAAGAAGAAAUUCAGGAAGCAAAUGUUAAUGAAUUAGCAAGCGUACCCAAAAUUGAAGAUAAUAUUGACCCAACAACACUAUCGUGGGGUCCAUGGUUUUCUCAUUAUGCAAUGAAGUCAGGAAAAAAAGUAUUAAAUGCAGUGGAUUAUGCAGGGGAGUCCCUCGCUAACUUCUUCGGUAUAACCACCCCAAAGUAUCAGAUUGAAAUAGAUGAAUAUGAAAGAAUUAAGGAAGAAAAAAAGAAGAUGGAAGAAGAAUCCAUUGGAUGGGUGCCAAAAAAUGGUGGUGGCAAUAUACCAUUGGUGUUAAAUGAGCCAACAAAAGUAUUACACAAAAUUAAUAAUAAUUCCUCAUAA